AUGGGGUACAAAUAUUGUACCUCUGGGGUGCAAAUAUUUUUGGGGUACAAAUUGUCGAAAUGGGGUACUGUACCCCCAAAUGGGGUACAGAUGGCAGCCCUGGAAGGAAAUUAUUUCCAUGCAAAUUCGCAUAAUUUAUCAAAGAACGCAGUGGCAUGGUCCGAUCUGAGGGCUCUUAUCCUCUUGGGCGGUUGGCCAGCUGGAAGCAGAUACAAUUCACCCUGUCGGGCUCGUAUCGUUGUAUACUAUCCAGUCUUCCCAGGAGACUUCUUCGAAAUCUCGGAUCCAGAGUUGGGAUCUCCAUUGACGUGUGUAGAUGCUUGGAUUUGGCUCUGA
Messenger RNA from Adineta ricciae, 336 nucleotides. Lineage: Eukaryota; Metazoa; Rotifera; Eurotatoria; Adinetida; Adinetidae. The record is from the annotation of a GenBank genome assembly.